Molecule: messenger RNA, 1222 nt
Organism: Dendroctonus ponderosae (mountain pine beetle)
Lineage: Eukaryota; Metazoa; Arthropoda; Insecta; Coleoptera; Curculionidae
Product: dnaJ homolog subfamily B member 13
Exons: 5
Coding region: 90-1124 (344 amino acids)
Cellular component (GO): cytosol
Molecular function (GO): protein-folding chaperone binding
Source: RefSeq, a predicted model, not a curated record
UCACUGACGCCAACCGAAAUUCAAUUUUGGUUAUUUCAAAUAACGCAAUUAAUUGACACUUUGCUGUCAAAUUUUUGAAAACUGGAAGCAUGGGAGUGGACUACUACGGCGUUCUACAAAUUCCCAGAACUAGCACGGAGCUGGAAAUCAAAAAGGCUUACAGGAACCUUGCUUUGGAAUUUAACUGCGAACGGUGCAAAAUCCCCAAAGCCUAUCAGGUGUUUGCGCUGAUUGGGGAAGCCUACGAGGUUCUGAGCAAACCGCUGCUCAGAGCCGUGUUUGACCAGUAUGGAGAGGAGGGGCUAAAACGCGGGGUUCCCGGACCGGAUGGGUACAUUGCCGGCUAUCACUAUCAUGGUGAUCCAAUGCAAACCUACAAGGACUUUUUCGGCACGACUUCCCCCUACGCUGACUUGCUGGAUGUGCUGAAAAACCCGCCACAACUGUGCAAAACAACAGACGGCAUUCAGGUGUGCAAAAAACAGCCUCCCAUUCGCCACCCUUUGCAACUGACUUUGCAUGAGGUUUUCUUCGGUGGGGUGAAGAAAAUGAAGAUUCAUCGGCUGGUGUUCGUUAACGAGGAGCGCAAUAAAACCGACAUCCGAGAGAAAAUACUUACGAUAACAGUGAAACCUGGAGUGCGAGCCGGCACGGAAAUAGUCUUUGCUAAUGAAGGCGACCAAAACCCUGCACAUAUUCCCGCUGACGUGAUCUUCAUCACUGAAGACCGACCACAUGAGCUUUUUGUGAGGCAAGACGACAAUCUCAUCUUAACAACGACGAUCAGUUUAGAGCAGGCAUUGGUUGGGACAAUGGUAACUGUUCAUACUAUCGACCACCGGACAAUUCGAGUGCCUAUUACAGACGUAGUUUCGCCCACUUAUGAGAAAACCGUCGAGAACGAAGGCCUACCCAUUCUGGACAAAUACCCACUAAAAGGGGACUUAAUUCUAAGAUUUGACAUCGUUUUCCCUGUGUACUUAACGCGAACUAGUAAGGACCUGAUAAAAAAUGCAUUUGCAGUAUCGCAAGUGGGAAAGGAUAGCCACGAAGCCAUUAACAAGCUGGUGCUGGCUGAUAAAAUCCUAAGAGUGGAGCGCGAACAACAGUUGCCACCCAUUUAGCAUUAACGUAAAAACCAAACAAGUUCGAGUUAAAACGAUUAUUAUUGGUUUCAUGACUGUUGUCGAAUAACUGGAAAUUACACGGUUUCUAAUACACA